Molecule: messenger RNA, 1161 nt
Organism: Nannospalax galili (Upper Galilee mountains blind mole rat)
Lineage: Eukaryota; Metazoa; Chordata; Mammalia; Rodentia; Spalacidae
Product: melanoma-associated antigen B16-like
Exons: 6
Biological process (GO): negative regulation of transcription by RNA polymerase II
Cellular component (GO): nucleus
Source: RefSeq, a predicted model, not a curated record
AUGAAUGCAAGUGUCUCUGAGGUUGGAAGUAGUGGCUUUGGAAUUUGCCCAAGAUUUGUACAGCAGUUGAGUGUGACGACAGACCCAGAAUGUGUUGCCUACGUAGAAUGGUUCUGCAAGAAACCUGAGCUGUCACGUGAAAAGGAGACCUACUUACACUUGCACAUCUGCAUCAGGGACGGACCUCAGUGUCAUUUUGUAAGAUCCCUGGAAGGGAGAGGGCCACUUGGGCUUUCUGUGUUGAGAGACGACGACAUCCCGGUGGCUUUAUCAGUCAACAUGAACGCUGAUGGAAGUGGGGUCCCCUUUUUGGAUGUGGCCGGUGCCAGAGUGGUCUUUCAGAACCCUGGCCAGGAGCCGUUUUUGAAGGUUCCAGAAAGAGGCCUGCAUCAGUUCCACAGCGAAAGGAGACCAUCAGAUGAGGCCUCUGGACACCAAGUAGGGGAAUGGGAAGAAGCUGAGUCACCCCUGAGUCGUGCAGUAAAUAGAAAGAUAUUUGACUUGGUGCAGUUCCUUCUCCUCAAGUAUCAAAGGAAGGAGAUGACCACCGAGACAGAAAUGCUGAUUUGGGUUACUAGAGAUUAUGAGGGACACUACCCUGUGAUCCUUAGUGAGGCUUCUGAGGAUAUGAAGGUGGUCUUUGGCAUAGACAUGGUGGAAGUGGACCCCGUUGUUCACUCCUAUGUCCUUGUCACGACCCUAGGGAUCACCUAUCACGGGAUGCCCCAUGGCUCCCCGGGUUUACCCAAAACUGGCCUCCUAACACUGGCCCUGUGCAUUAUCUUCAUGGAAGAUAACUGUGUCAGUGAGGAGAUGUUCUAGGGAGUGUUGAAUUCAUUAGGGCUCUAUGCUGGGAGUAAUAAUUUCUUAUUUGGGGAGCCCAGGAAAGUCAUCGCUGAGGAUUUUGUGCAGGAAGGGUACCUGGAGUACAGGCGGGUGCCUGACAGCGAUCCUCCUCGCCACGAGUUCCUGUGGGGCCCAAGGGCCCAUGCUGAAACCACCAAGAUGAAAGCCUUGGAAUUUUUUGCCAGCAUCAUGAGGAAGGAUCCUCAGUCCUAUACAGAGAAGUAUGCAGAGGCUUUGAGAGAUGAGGGAGGGAGGGCCUAGGCCCGAAUUGCUCAGGGGGUAUUACUGCUGCCAUUGCCAGUUCUAGUGCACUAG